Molecule: messenger RNA, 612 nt
Organism: Aspergillus tanneri
Lineage: Eukaryota; Fungi; Ascomycota; Eurotiomycetes; Eurotiales; Aspergillaceae
Product: HNH endonuclease family protein
Exons: 4
Coding region: 1-612 (203 amino acids)
Source: RefSeq, a predicted model, not a curated record
AUGGUCAAAAUCCCCAUUCUUCUGGCUUUGCCAGUUGUCUCGUCUCUGGUCGCUGCACUGCCCACUCCCCCUGGCAUUCCAUCAACAUCCACGGCGCAGUCCCAACUCGCCAAAUUGAAGGUCGCACCGCAGGGUUCCGGAGAUGAUUAUGAUCGCGACUUGUUUCCUCAUUGGAUUAACCAGGGGCAUGAGUGCAACACCCGUGAGGUUGUCCUCGCUCGCGACGGCAAAGAUGUAAAACAAGACGACAAAUGCGCCGCGGUCAGCGGAACUUGGGUCUCGUCGUACGACGGCGAGACUGUCACCGAUUCCAGCGAGUUGGAUGUUGAUCAUUUGGUGCCGUUGUCUAAUGCGUGGAAGUCCGGUGCAUCCAAAUGGACCACUCCCCAACGUCAAGAUUUCGCCAAUGAUCUAGAUAAUCCCCAGCUACUGCCUGCAUCCGCCAGCUCGAAUCGGUCCAAGGGGGAUAAAGGACCGGAGGAGUGGAAGCCGUCUCUCAAAUCGUUUUAUUGCACGUAUGCGAAGAUGUGGGUGAAAGUCAAGUCGGUGUAUGAAUUGACUAUUACGGAGGAUGAGAAGAGUGCGUUGGUGGACAUGUUGGAUACUUGUUAG